CACCGAAAAGCAUUCGAUCGGGUAGGAACGCCCGAUCUGAGAGUGGGCGGAAUUGCCUGCAGAACAACGAUAUCUCUAGAUAAAGGGAGCACUGGAACUAAGACAUCACAUCUUCAUCUCCACAGUCCAUCCAACUUUUGCCCAGCAUCAUGGGCAUUACAGCAAAGGGAACCUCAGUGCCAAAUGCCGCUGCCAAUAGCCACACAAGCACACCCCCGAUCGAACCUCGAGUAUUCUCGACAAGCAAACCCCCAUCAUUGGACGAUUUCAAAAUCUUGACCACCGAGUCUGUCCCAAUCCACUACCCACUUGCGAAGGACAUUGUCAACAACAUCCCCAUUUACGACCUCUCGGCCUUCUCGUCGUACACCGCAGAUCAGCUCUCGGCGCUGCAAGACGAAUGGUACCACAUUCUCCUGCAAGGGCCAGGUGUCUUCGCUACCAAACACAUUUACACUAACCUCAGUCUAAUUGACCAUGUUAAUGAUGUCUACUCCUCAAUCAUUAAGCAAGAGGCGCAACAGUCUGGCAAAAAGGGCGACCACUUCGCAACUUCCGGCUCAAACUCCCGCAUCUGGAACUCAUUUUCCAAGCAUUGUCUUGCAGACCCCACCACCUUCAUCGAAUACUACUCCAACCCGUGGCUCCCACUCAUAUUCUCUGCCUGGCUAGGACCGCACCACCGCCUCACUGCGCAAGUCAACAUCGUGCGUCCUGGCAGCGCAGCGCAGAUCAGCCACCGAGACUACCACAUCGGCUUCCAGAGCGCAGAGUCAUGCGAGAAGUUCCCCAAAGCUCUGCAGGUUGCAAGUCAAUUCCUCACGCUCCAAGGCGCAGUGGCGCACAGUGACAUGCCGCUUGAGUCCGGGCCAACGAGGCUGCUGCCGUUCAGCCAGAAGUUUGAGGAGGGGUAUAUAGCGUAUCGGCUUAAGGAGUUCCAGGAUUACUUCCUUGACAAACAUGUCAGUGUGCCGCUGAAGAAGGGUGACGGGCUGUUUUUCAAUCCUGCGCUCUUUCACGCCGCCGGCUCCAACACGUCGGCUGAUGUUCAACGCUCUGCAAACCUAUUGCAGAUCUCGAGUGCAUUCGGCAAGCCGAUGGAGAUGGUUGAUAGUCUGCCGUUGGUGGAGAGGACGUGGGAAGCGUUGGCGGACAAGUACGAAAAGGAAAGUUUGAACGAUGAGGUUAGGGCUUUCGUGAGCAAUGUCGCAGAAGGCUAUCCGUUUCCAACAAACCUGGAUAGGAGAGUGCCGGAGACGGCAGGCAUGGCGCCGGACAGUGAGCAGGACUUGCUGUUAAGGGGGUUGAAGGGAAGAUGGGACAAGGACAGAGUGCUGGUCGAGCUGAAGCAGAUGAGAGACAACUCAAGGGCGUGA
Macroventuria anomochaeta is the source of this 1376-nucleotide messenger RNA. RefSeq names its product phytanoyl-CoA dioxygenase-like protein. The transcript has a single exon. Gene Ontology annotation, molecular function: phytanoyl-CoA dioxygenase activity. The coding region runs from base 150 to 1376 and encodes 408 amino acids. Gene Ontology annotation, biological process: fatty acid alpha-oxidation. Lineage: Eukaryota; Fungi; Ascomycota; Dothideomycetes; Pleosporales; Didymellaceae. The record is from RefSeq and is a predicted model, not a curated record.